GGCGCUGUGUCUGUGUGUCUCACUGUUGACAUCCUGGCCUUACGAACGAUAUGAGAUCGAAGCGAGCUGUUUUAAGCCGUUACUUUCACUUGAAUGUGAUGUCAUUGGGGUUUUAUUAUAUUCCCGGACUAAAGAAAGCGAUCUAAUGUAACGGUGAAGUUGAAGCAGAUCUUAAGAUGCUGCUCUCUUUGGGGAUGCUGAUGCUCUCUGCCACACAGAUUUACACCAUCUUUACUGUUCAGAUAUUUGCCUUCCUAAAUCUUCUGCCUGUGGAGGCCGAUAUAUCAGCAUAUUCAUUGGACAAUAAAACGGAGAACUUUGAUGACCUACCAGCUCGAUUUGGCUACAGGCUGCCCAGUGAAGGACUAAAGGGCUUUCUGGUUGGGGCUCGUCCUGAGAAUGCCUGUGAGCCGAUCGCUCCUCCACCCCUGAGGGACAAUGUAACCAACACCUUCAUUGUGUUAAUCAAACGCUUCGACUGUAACUUUGAUGUCAAGGUCCUCCAUGCGCAGAAGGCCGGCUACAAGGCAGCAAUUGUCCACAAUGUGGAUUCUGAUGACUUAAUCAGCAUGGGAUCCAAUGAUCUGGACAUUCUGAAGCAGAUAGACAUUCCAUCAGUUUUCAUUGGUGAAGAAGCAGCCAACUCUCUCAAAGAGGAUUACAUCUAUGAGAAAGGUGGUCAUGUAAUUCUCAUGCCAGACUUCAGUUUGCCUCUGGAAUAUUACCUGAUCCCAUUCCUCAUCAUCGUUGGAAUCUGCCUCAUUCUCAUUGUAGUUUUCAUGAUUACAAAGUUUGUUCAGGACAGACACAGAGCCAGAAGAAGUCGCUUGCGGAAAGACCAGUUAAAGAAACUUCCAAUUCACAAGUACAAGAAAGGUGACUCCUAUGACGUGUGUGCUAUUUGUUUGGAUGAGUAUGAAGAAGGUGACAAACUUCGGGUCUUGCCCUGCUCGCAUGCCUAUCACUGCAAGUGUGUCGACCCGUGGCUGACCAAAACCAAGAAGACCUGUCCAGUGUGCAAGCAGAAGGUUGUGUCAUCUGAGGGUGACUCAGACUCAGAGUCCGACUCUGGUGAGAGUGGCGGCGAGGAGAACGAAGUAUCGGAAAACACGCCUCUGCUGCGAACUCUGGCCUCUACCAGCGCCCAUUCAUUCGGAACCAUGUCUGGCUUGCUGCCCCAGCAUGAACCAGAGUCAUCGGACUAUGACGAGCACAGUGACACCACCGACAGCGAGGAAGAGGUCACCGUGGAAACUGUGGUCGUACAGCUGCAACAGGAACGCCCUGAAAACAUGGAGGCGAAUGCCUGAGACGUUGGCCAAGGUCAACAUAGACUCAUGAAGGGGAUUCCAAAGUAUUUGGAGCAGCAUUUCGCGAUCACUUGUUAUUUAACAUUAGAAAUCCAUUUAAUGGAUGGUUCACCCAAAAAUGAAAAUUCUUGUUAUUCCAAACUUUUUGACUUUCUUUUGUGAAACACAAAAGAAACUGUGACUGAGGCUAACAAUUUUCACUAUUGGGUGAACUAUACCUUAGAUAAAUGUACACAAUAUGUUGUAUAGAGAGCUUUGCGCAGCUCGAACCAUGCAGCAAUAUUUUAUAAUCUGUGAUUUCCCCCCAAAGAGAAUAUACGCUAUUACAUUCAAUUAGCAAUAUGAUUUUUGGCAUCCUGCGCAGCAUCUUCCACCCCCGAGAAUGUAAUUUGUGCUUCAGUCACAUGCCAAACUCAUCUCGGAUGUGUAUCAAAUCUAAAAAAUCUGCACAUUUUAUAUGACAAAGACUUUGUUGACAAGGACUAUAAUAUUUGUUGUACCAAUACUGACACCACUAUUUUAGUUUGAUCAAUAACAACAGAACCUAAAUAUGAGUCACUCAAAAGUGAUCUUACAAAUGCAAUUAACACAUUUAAAAUACUGUAAGUAGGAAAUGUUUUUGUGAGUAGAAGUUGAAGGGUUUUUGAUAACAUGCACUGUUACUGAUGUCUGGUUGCUUUAUUGUAAUGUUCUGCUCACCCUUUUUCGUAGUAGUCUAUAUUCAUUUCUCUUCAUGAAUAAAAUACUACACCUUU
This is a messenger RNA of Myxocyprinus asiaticus (Chinese sucker), 2065 nucleotides long. RefSeq names its product E3 ubiquitin-protein ligase RNF13-like. Gene Ontology annotation, cellular component: nucleoplasm; cytoplasm. The coding region runs from base 177 to 1310 and encodes 377 amino acids. Gene Ontology annotation, molecular function: ubiquitin protein ligase activity. Gene Ontology annotation, biological process: ubiquitin-dependent protein catabolic process; positive regulation of DNA-templated transcription; protein ubiquitination. The record is from RefSeq and is a predicted model, not a curated record. The transcript is spliced from 10 exons. Lineage: Eukaryota; Metazoa; Chordata; Actinopteri; Cypriniformes; Catostomidae.